Molecule: messenger RNA, 6313 nt
Organism: Colossoma macropomum (tambaqui)
Lineage: Eukaryota; Metazoa; Chordata; Actinopteri; Characiformes; Serrasalmidae
Gene: megf6
Product: multiple EGF like domains 6
Exons: 32
Coding region: 197-4255 (1352 amino acids)
Molecular function (GO): protein binding; calcium ion binding
Source: RefSeq, a predicted model, not a curated record
GAGAGAGAGAGAGAGAGAGAGAGAGAGAGAGAGAGAUGCUUCUUCUUUAAGUUUAUUGACUUUAAAGCUGCAUAUUCCGUAUAUUUGAAUGGAAGCUAAAGUUGAUGAUGAGCUGGUGGGAGUUCUGAGCGGACCAUAGGCUGCAGCUUCAUCACUUUCAGCCCGGAGAGAUCUCCUUUUUUCCGCUCUGUACAGAAUGAGCGUCGCGGGGGUUUUGCUCUGGUGUGCGGUCAUUUCGUUCGCCUCAUCGCUGGACCUGCAAUCGGACAUGCCGAAUGUGUGUGAGGACCAGGAGGUGCAGAUGUUAGGUACAGUGCAGCCGUGCGUUCAGGCCUUUACACGCAUGGUGAAAGUGUGGAAGCAGGGCUGCUCUCCCCAGCGCUGGUGCAUGGGCUACGAGAGGAGGACAGGUUACUAUACUGCCUAUAGGCAGGUGUACAGUAUGGAGCUGCAGACUGUUUAUAAAUGCUGUCCAGGAUGGACACAGAGAGGAGAGGAAAGAGGCUGCUUACACAGACUGUGCUCAGAUGGAACAUGUUUUAAUGGAGGCAAGUGUUCAGACACAGGGGAUGAGGUGUGUGAGUGUCCUGCUGGCUUCCAGGGAGCGCGCUGUCAGUACGAUGUGAAUGAGUGUGAGAGCUCUAAUGGCGGAUGUGAGGGGACAUGCUGUAACACUAUUGGCAGCUUCUACUGCAGGUGUCCUGAGGGCAGUACACUGGGAGCAGAUGGCAAGACCUGCCAAGAUGUAGACGAGUGUGUGGAGCUGAAUGGCGGCUGUCAGCAGAAGUGUGUGAACACACUGGGGUCGUAUUACUGUGAGUGCAGUGCAGGAUUUCGCAUGCAUGCUGAUGCUCGCACAUGCAUAGCUGUGAACUCUUGUUUGGUGAAGAAUGGCGGUUGUGAGCACACGUGUGUGGACCUGGGGAACGAUCACUACAAGUGUGAGUGUCGGCGUGACUACCAGCUCAAGAGUGAUGGCAGGCACUGUGAAUUGAAGGACCCAUGUUUGGAGGGUAAUGGUGGAUGUGCUCAGCUGUGCAGCAGUGAGAAUGAACUCAUAGAAUGCAGCUGCAGAACCGGAUACACACUGGCCACAGACCACCAAAGCUGUGACGAUGUUGAUGAGUGUGUGUCCGGUCAGGCCAGGUGUGCUCAUGGCUGUGUGAACAUGCUGGGCUCCUUCAAGUGUGUGUGUAACCCUGGAUUUGAGCUGGGGGUGGACGGGAAACAGUGCUACCGUAUUGAGAUGGAAAUUGUGAAUGGCUGUGAGAAGGAUAAUGGUGGCUGUUCCCACCACUGUGAACACACCACCAGCGGCCCCGUCUGCUCCUGUAACCACGGUUACCAGCUCGCCUAUGAUCUCAGGACGUGUAUAGACAGUGAUGAGUGUGAAGGUGAGGAGGCCUGCUGUCACCAGUACUGCAAGAAUUACCCAGGAGGAUACGAGUGUAGCUGCAAGCCAGGAUAUACACUCAGCCCUGACGGCUGCGCAUGCGAUGACGUUAAUGAGUGUGUGUUGGAGACGUCAGGGUGUAAUCACUACUGUGUGAACAUGCCAGGAUCGUACGAGUGUUUUUGUCGGGAGGGCUUCCGGCUGGACUAUGAUCAGCAGACAUGUCUCCCUCUCUAUGCGAGUGAUAUUGAUGCAGAAGAAGAAGAAGAGGAGGAGGAGGAGAAAGAGGGGGGCGAAGAGGAGCUGGAAAUCCUUCGUCUCCCUGAUCUUUUAUUCCGGAGAGCCCCACAGCUCCUGCAGUACACUGCUGCUUUACACUCACCUUAUGACAGUGAAGACACACAUACAUCCUACUCCGAACACACACGCGACCAAGAGCAGAGAGAAGAGCUCACUGUGAUCAGCAGAAUUAUGUGUGUGACAGGCUCGUUUGGUGAGGACUGCAGUGUUACCUGCGAGGACUGUGCUAAUGGUGGUGGUUGUGGAGAGAAGAGAGAUGGCUGUGUGUGUACGGCAGGCUGGACAGGGAUCACCUGUAACCAGACGUGUGCGGAGGGGACGUAUGGUGUGGGGUGCAACAGUUUGUGUGUUUGUCAGAACGGUGGACGGUGUGAUCCUGUAAGCGGGAAGUGUAACUGCCCUCCAGGAGUCCACGGCUUGCACUGUGAAAACGGCUGUCCCCAGGGCUUCUUCGGGAGGUUUUGUCGGAGGAAAUGUAACUGCCCCAAUAACGGACGCUGCCACCGCCUGUAUGGGGGGUGUUUGUGUGCCCCCGGACUCUACGGCAAAUUCUGCCACUUGCCAUGUCCAAGGUGGACACACGGAGCUGGCUGUUCGGAGGAGUGUGACUGCGUGCAGGACAACACAUUCAGCUGUGACCCGCAAAAUGGGACCUGCAUCUGCAAACCUGGUUACCACGGUGACCACUGCAACACGGAAUGUGCAGCUGGUUUCUACGGUAGUGGCUGUAGAGAGCAGUGUAACUGUUCUGACACUGUGUCAUGUAACCAUACAACCGGAGAAUGUCAGCAGAAGUGCCCUGCUGGACUCUAUGGAGAGAAAUGCCAACUGGCAUGUCCUGCAGGAUUCUUUGGGCCAGGGUGUGGGUUAUCCUGCACUUGCCAUGCCAACACUGCCUGUAACGCUGUGACUGGAGAGUGUGUGUGUCCACCAGGAUACACUGGACAUGACUGCUCAACAGUGUGCGAAGCUGGGUUUUGGGGUCCUGGCUGUGCCAACCCGUGUCAGUGCGUUAACAGUGCAGUAUCAUGUGAGGCCAGCAGUGGGCGCUGCUUCUGUGAGCCUGGAUACACUGGAGAACAGUGCAAACAGAAGUGUCCUGAGGGCCAGUAUGGUCCAGACUGUGAGCAAGUGUGUGACUGUAUGAAUGGAGCAGGAUGUAACCAUGUGAGCGGGACGUGCAGCUGCACAUCUGGCUGGACAGGAGCACACUGUGAAAUGAUUUGUCCAGCUGGUUUCUAUGGUCAGGGUUGUGAACAGAAGUGUAAAUGUGACCAUGGCACUUCCUGUCACCAUGCAACAGGCCAGUGUGUGUGUGAGCCAGGAUGGACAGGGCUCACCUGCAACAAGUCCUGUUCCCCUGGCUGGUUCGGCAAAAACUGUUCGCAGGUGUGUGAGUGUCCAGAGGGCAUGGCCUGUGAUCAUGUGACCGGCAGGUGUGGCUGUCCAGCAGGAUAUAUGGGGAGCAGCUGCGAGAAAACGUGUAUGCAGGGCCGGUAUGGACUGAACUGCUCUCGGGUGUGUUUGUGUUCUGGACCUUAUCAGCUGUGUCACCAUGUCACCGGCAGGUGCACCUGUCCACCUGGUUACUAUGGCAGCCACUGCCAACUCAAGUGCAGAGAGGGCACCUAUGGCCCCGGCUGUAAAAAGAGAUGCCGCUGUGCCAACGGAGGACGCUGUGAUUUCAAGACCGGUGCCUGCCUAUGCCAACCAGGGUUCUUGGGAGCCAACUGCAGUACCAGCUGUCCAGCUGGGCACUAUGGGAAGGACUGUGCGAAAACAUGUUCCUGUGGGGAGGGAGGACAGUGCCACCCAGUGUCUGGGAGGUGUACCUGCACUCCAGGAAGAACAGGGCAGUCUUGCCAACAAGUGUGCCCCAGGGGGCGCUAUGGAGCGCAGUGUCGCAGCCUGUGUACGUGUGUAAACGGCGGUGUGUGUGACCCUGCUGAUGGAACCUGCAGAUGUGGACUGGGCUGGACCAGCACACGUUGCGAGGAAGCAUGUGUCUCAGGUCAGUUUGGAGCUAACUGUGAGCAGGAGUGCAUGUGUCUAAAUAACGGAACCUGUGACCGGUUUACUGGCUCCUGCUCCUGUACAGCCGGUUACUACGGCCCCACAUGCCAACACCAAUGCCCUGCUGGAUUUUUCGGAAAGCUCUGCUCACAGCCCUGUGAAUGCACUCACGGACAUACGUGUGAUCAUGUGACAGGACGGUGCACGUGCCCUCCAGGUUAUCAUGGCGACCACUGUCAGAAACGUUGUGCAGCGGGCCGUUUCGGUGUGGGCUGUGUACAUCAGUGUAAGUGCGCUGAGGGAGUCCCUUGUGAUCCGGUCACAGGCCAGUGCCUUUGCCCCCCAGGGAAGACUGGGGAGUACUGCGAUAAAGAGUGUGUGAGUGGACAGUAUGGUCCUGACUGUUCUCUGCAGUGCCACUGCACUCAUGGAGGACAAUGUGACCCUCGCAACGGACGAUGCGUGUGUCCGCUCACCUGGCUCGGACCCACCUGUGGGGAGGAUUCUGCUGCGGUCUCUUUAUCACUGAAGAGGCGACGAGGCGUGUAACACGGUGCCCCAAGCUCAGACACAAAUGGACAGCUGCUUUAGUAUGAUUUUUGUGUGUGUGUCACAGACUUUCUACUUUCAUUAAAAAUGAAGGUGAUCCGGUUAAAACGAAGGGGAUUAGCGCAAGACAUAAAACCUAGACUUUGCCACUGGGCUCGUUCUGUACCACUGAGGCGCCACAGUGAGUUUGUGUGGCUAUGUGUGUACAUUUGUCCCCUAAAACAGGACUGCAUUGCGCUCAGUUUGUCACUUUGCGUGUUCAAGAAUGCAGAUUUGAACAUGAUUUGGCCAUAUAAAACCAGCAAAAAGCACAUUUGAGUUUCUGUUCCAUUCAAGCCCAACGUCCCACAGCACUCUUUUAAUCCGUGUCAGUCAAACAGCCCAGUACCCACAGAGCCAUGACCACGUUUCUCUAUUACAGGAUACAAGCGUGCAACCUCAACCUUUCAUAUUUACUGCAGACCACAGUAAAAAACAUGUCACUGAAAUAACCCUCAAACAUAAUCUCUCUGCAGCGGAACAUACUCAGGGUGCCUUGAUCUUUCUCCACAUAUCACAUAGAGCUUAUUACUGAACUGGUAAAUACACCACGAUAUUGAAUUCACCAGUCCAUCAUAACGUCACAUGAUCUAAAUGGUGCUUAAUGGUUUUCAUAUCAUGUAGUAUCACAAAUAUUUUGUGUGAUAAUGAUGAUUAUUAUUUAAAAAUGUCCAGCGCGGUCGGCACUGUCCACUUGAGCGUGGGUGUGGAUUUGGAGCUCCUUAUGUAUUUCCUGUGAUGUGAUUUCUGUGACAGCACCCCCCCCAAAGCACCGGUAGAAACGUCUAAAUAUCCAGUUACUUCCCCCAUUAGUUCGAGCGGCUUUGUGUAAAUUGUUAAAAGCGAACUGUCGGGCUGAAUCGGACUGGUGUAAACGAAAACUCAAGUCACCGAAGAUCAGUGAUCCACCAAAGCUUACAUGCCAAACAGCUAUAAUCCGUACAAAUGACCAGCACUCGUACUGUAGUUUCAACAAAAGGCUUCAUUUGCUGUAAAAAUGAGAUGUGAAACAAGAGCGUUUUUGUCUUCUGGAAUACUUUGUAUUUACUUAUAUUUAUGUUGUGUGGUCGUGAAACUCAAAUACUGUCUCGCUGAUCAAACGCUGAGUGAAAUGGUGCUAUAAUGAAGAAUAUACUGAGCUUUGAAUUAAAUCUUUGUUUUUUCAAGAAAACAUUGUGUCUGUUCCUACAGCUAUUUUAAUUGUAUGUUUCAUUUCCACUAGGAAGCUGAUGUGCAAAAGUUUUUGCUGUUUGGUUUGCACUGCAGGAUACUGGUAUUUUCUUCUUUACUGGGUAAAACCAUAGAGUAAUUGCAUACAUUUAUACAUAGAUCCCUUAUUUGAGGGAGACAUAAGUAAUUCCAUAUUGGCUUCUUGGCUAGUCUCGCGGGGCCAGACGUGAUCUUGUAACAUUUGGGGACGACCUUGAACAAUUUUGGGCUAAAUAUGUAGACUUAUUAGGGUGGGAACAAACUGAGUGGGACAUUUUUGAACUAAUUCAAUGCCUCCUGAAGACAACGCUCAAAGUAUGGUGGUGAUGGUACACUCGUCAACAGUGUCUGAUGAACAACUGUCAUCAGCCCGUGGAUGUCAUGUAAGUUAGCAUCCCUGAAAAGUCCCUCAAAAACUAGGAUUAAUUAAGCAUGUAGAUGUAUGUGCUGUAUAUAGAGUAAUUACAUGCAGUAAAAAUAAACAAUACCUCUUUUGAUAUAAAAACAGUUCUAUUAGUUAAGGAUAGUGAUUUCCUAGCUUGCUCAUUUGGCUUGCAUUAUUAUUGUAUUCUGCAUGUUAAAAGAGCAUGAACUCAAGGAAUUUGGGGGUGGGUUUUAGAGGGGCCAUUCUCAUAUUAGUGACAGAUUUUGUCGCAAUCCAGCACCAAAAGUUCCACAGUUUGUCCCUAGAUUCUCACUAUAAAAUCACGCCUGGCCCCACGAGACUAUUUCUUGACUAGAGCUGUGUGUUGCUACAUCACUAGCUGCACAAGAAAGCUAACAUUUCUAGAUGUGGUAUUUGCAUUUGCU